AUGGCGACUCCAGCACCCAUGGACGAAGUAAUGAAAGGUCUCAAACACAUGCCCAUGCCCAAAGAAAAACUCGACCAGAUCAAAGCAAGAAUCCUCCAGAGCCGUGCUGAUGCACAAGCAAACGACCCCCUCCUCAAGCUUGCAAAAAUCACAAAAAUGUGCAUAGUAGACAUCAAAGACCGUCUCGCCUACAUCCAAGAACGACGCGAUCAAAGAGCCGAGGAAGCAGAGCAAAAAGCCAUUGCCUUUGCGGCAGCACUAGCAGAAAGAAACAAGGCAAAAGAAUUCGAAAAGACGACCAAGAAAGGUCAACAACUGCAUAGGUCAAGGAUAGAAGGUUGGAGAGAUGAGGUCAAGCAGUCGUCUACAACAACACAUGCUUCUGUGCAGCAGCAAACGCAACAAAUCCCAUCACGUCAAUCCACAAAACGACCACUUGACAACAGCUCAAGUUUCGAACAACUGCUCAGCACCUCAACACCACUAAACAAACGCAUAAAAACAACCGCCCAAAACGACUCUUCCUCUCUAGUCGCCCCACCCACCAGCAGCAAAAAAUCAAUCCCCUGGCUCAGCACCCGCGCCUCCAUGGCCGACGAAGACAUUUUCGCAGACGAAGACCGCCACUUCCCAGCCCAAGAAAUCAAUCUCGACAAGAAGAAACCCAUCCACGACAAAGAUGACGACGACGACGACGACGAGGCAGACGAGAAAAUCGACAGAAACGAGGACGAAGACGCGGUUUCUGAAGAUUCGUAUGGUUCCACCAAUCUUACAGAGUUGGAGCAACUGGCAGCAGUGGAAAUGGCCAUGGUGGGUGUCAUGACCGUCGUUGUGNCCUGA
Molecule: messenger RNA, 843 nt
Organism: Aureobasidium uvarum
Lineage: Eukaryota; Fungi; Ascomycota; Dothideomycetes; Dothideales; Saccotheciaceae
Source: the annotation of a GenBank genome assembly